UCAAGUUCAAGUUCAAGUUCAAGUUCAAGUUCAAGUUCAAAUUCAAGUUCAAAUUCAAGUUCAAAUUCAAGUCCAAGUUCAAGUUCAAAUAAUUCAAGUCCAAGUUCAAGUUCAAAUUCAAGUUCAAGUUCAAGUCCAAGUUCAAGUUCAAGUUCAAGUUCAAGUUCAAAU
Molecule: messenger RNA, 171 nt
Organism: Zeugodacus cucurbitae (melon fly)
Lineage: Eukaryota; Metazoa; Arthropoda; Insecta; Diptera; Tephritidae
Exons: 2
Source: RefSeq, a predicted model, not a curated record